Molecule: messenger RNA, 1926 nt
Organism: Cordyceps militaris CM01
Lineage: Eukaryota; Fungi; Ascomycota; Sordariomycetes; Hypocreales; Cordycipitaceae
Product: DNA-directed polymerase kappa
Exons: 2
Coding region: 1-1926 (641 amino acids)
Biological process (GO): error-prone translesion synthesis
Cellular component (GO): nucleus
Molecular function (GO): damaged DNA binding; DNA-directed DNA polymerase activity
Source: RefSeq, a predicted model, not a curated record
AUGACGUCGCCAGAGGAGCUGCCAAGGGAUGGCGUGGUCCAUGGCAUUUUGAACGACGCUGGUGAAGUGGAUGACACCAAAGUAGCCGACGCUCUUGGAGUCGCUAAAGAUGACGACGAAUACAAAACACUAAAGUACCAUCUUCUGGGCCCAUCUCUGACCAAGGCUGGACAGGAUUCCGUUGACCAGAACAAGGUAUCGGAAAUUAUUUACAAUGCCUCCAAAGGGUCCAAAUUUUUCAAUCGAGAAGAAGAGCGCGACAAAGUCCUAACACAAAAGAUUGAGCGCAUCUUGCGUCGCAAAAAGGAGCUGGACAGCCUGGACCUGACUCACGAACGUUUGAGCGCCGAUCGCCUCAUCACUGAACUCGAAGCGUCGCGCGAUCUGACGCAGCACAUUGUGCACAUUGACUGCGAUGCCUUUUAUGCGGCUGUCGAGCAGCUCGACCGGCCUGAGCUCAAGGACCUGCCAUUCGCUGUCGGAGGCGGUGUUCUCACCACGUGCAAUUACCUCGCCCGCGAGUUUGGCUGCCGCUCUGGCAUGGCCGGCUUCGUAGCCAAAAAGCUCUGCCCGCAGCUCGUCCUGAUCAAGCCCAACUUCGAAAAGUACACGGCUAAGGGCAAGGAGGUGCGGGGAGUGCUGGCCGACUAUGAUGCGCGAUUCGAAAGCGCAAGCAUCGAUGAGGCUUAUUUGAACAUUACCGAGUACUGCGUGACUCACAACAUGAGUGCACCAGAGGUCGUGGAGCAGCUGCGCAAAGAAGUACAUGAAAAGACCAACAUUACUGUCUCGGCAGGCAUCGCCGCCAAUUCAAGACUGGCAAAGAUUUGCUCGAACCUUAACAAACCCAACGGUCAAUACGUCUUGGGUCGAGAGAGAAAUGAAAUCAUGACAUUUAUACGCGAUCUGCCAACGCGAAAGAUCCCGGGCAUCGGUCGAGUUCUGGAGCGCGAGCUUCUCGAAGUGGGCAUCAAGAACUGUGGCGACAUAUACGAACAUCGGCAGUACCUCCAUCGACUGUUUGGCGAUAAGACCUUUGAAUUUCUUAUGGGCUGCUAUCUCGGCUUAGGACGCACCAGUAUCCAACCCGCAGAGGAAUACGAACGCAAAAGUGUGGGCACGGAAAGCACCUUUCGCGAAAUAUCGGAUCCGAAAAAACUUCGUGAGAAGCUACGAGCAACGGCUGAGGAUCUGGAGGGAGAUAUGAAGCGGGCCGCGUGCAAAGGGCGCACAUUGUGCCUCAAAAUCAAGCUACACACCUUUGAAGUGUACACCCGCCAGGUUGUAACGCCGCGUGCCCUCUGCCUUGCAGACGAUCUAUACAAUUUCUCCCUCCCAAUGCUUACAAAGCUCGAGCAAGAGAUGCCCGGCAUGAAGCUGCGGCUGAUGGGCCUACGGUGCACCCAUCUUGUGAGCACCAAAAAGCCAGACACCAUGGCGUUUUUCGGCUUCAGGCCGAAACGCCCCGACGAGGAAUCGCUCUUCAAUUCGGCGCAAGUCAAGCACAAGGCGACCGACUUUCUUGCCGGAGCCGACGUCGGGUUCGAAAACCCGUCCGAGGAACCCGACACGGCCCAUGACAGUGGUGGAAACAACAGGAACGAUCAGGGCCGGCCGCGGAGCCACGGCAAGGAAAUCGUGCCCAAUCCAAAGCAGCAGCCGCGCCCGGAGGAGGAGUGGUGGGAUUGUCCAAUCUGCAUGCGUCCGCAAGCGGCCAAUGAGCGGCAAUUUAACGAGCAUAUUGAUCUAUGCCUUUCGAGGCCGACGAUUCGUGAGACAGUGCAGACAGAUGGCGGAGCUAGCACCAGUGGUGCAACUGCCCCUGGCAAACGGCCACCAGGCGGGGGACCAGAAGAGAGGAAGAGAGCAGCCAGCAGCAAGUCCAGCAACCGUGAUCCCCGGCAAAAGAAGCUGUGUUUUGGAUAG